Molecule: messenger RNA, 2534 nt
Organism: Darwinula stevensoni
Lineage: Eukaryota; Metazoa; Arthropoda; Ostracoda; Podocopida; Darwinulidae
Source: the annotation of a GenBank genome assembly
AUGGCGGCAAUGCUGGCGCUGCGUGAUUAUGGGGACUCCGACAGUGCAGAGGAAGAAGGGGAGAGCGGAGAGAGAACCAGGCCUAGAGAAGGGCAAACAGAAUCCCCGGAGCUCGUCACUCCUUUUCACUCCACUUUUAAGUUAAAUAAAUCUCUUGGUCCUCUCACCCUCAACGCUGCACCUGAAGUAGCUCCCAACGAUUCUUUGGAUCGUAGACUCCAUAUUGACCCAACAACCAAGGAGUUGAGCUACAAUCCCAAAUAUGAAGAGCUGUUUGCCCCACAUGUUGGACCUCUAAAUCCAUUCCUAACACAGCAACAAAGAGCACACAAGAAUACUCUCUCUGGAUUUGUUGAACCGGCCCAUCUCAAUGAAUUCCAAUUUGAAAACCAAAGGAGAACUUUUCAAAGCUAUGGUUAUGCAGUAGACCCUACAGCAGAGAUUGGAGAGGUUGAGAAAGGAGAGAUCAUUGGUGAUGUAGAAGCAGCAAAGGAGCAGAAGUUGAAGACAGUAUUUGAAUCCACAAAACUUCGGGAAGCUGACAAGCGUAAGAGAGUAAAAAACUCUGACCCCUCUGAUGUUGAGGGUUAUCUGGGACCCUGGGGUGGCUUUGUUGGUGAGCAGCGUGUCAUCAAGCCCACUCCGGAAGAGGCUGAGGAACUGGAGGAGUACUUGGCCAAACGGCAGAAACGAGGGAAGCAUGUUGAUGAUAAACCUAUGGAAGAGAAGACCAUCUUGCACAUUAAAGAUGACAAAGAUUACAUGGGUCGGAGCUUCCUCCACAUCCCACAAGAUGUUGGGAUCAACCUAAGGGCUGAGGAGCCCCCUGCAAAAUGCUUUCUGCCUAAAAAACUCAUUCACACCUGGCAGGGGCAUACAAAGGGGGUAUCUGCCAUCAAAUGGUUCCCUAAGUCAGCACAUCUACUCCUCUCAGCCUCUAUGGAUACUAAAAUCAAGAUCUGGGAGGCCUACGGUCAGAGGAGAUGCAUUCGUUCAUACAUUGGACAUCGACAGGCAGUUAGAGAUAUCUGCUUUGACAAUUCUGGUCAGAAUUUCCUAUCUGCCUCAUAUGACCGAUUCAUCAAACUCUGGAACACUGAAACUGGGCAAUGUAUUUCCAGGUUUACAAGUCGUAAGGUGCCCUAUUGUGUCAAGUUCAAUCCUGAUGAGGAGAAGCAGCAUCUGUUUGUGGCUGGCACCUCAGACAAGAAGAUAGUCUGUUGGGACACCCGAAGUGGGGAGAUUGUUCAGGAAUAUGAUCGGCACCUGGGUGCAGUGAAUACCAUCACUUUUGUUGAUGACAACCGCCGGUUUGUCUCUACCUCUGAUGACAAGUCCAUUCGAGUUUGGGAAUGGGACAUCCCUGUGGACAUGAAGUACAUAGCAGAUCCAUCAAUGCAUUCCAUGCCAGCUGUGACUCUCUCUCCAAAUCAGAAGUGGUUGGCCAUGCAGAGCAUGGACAACAAAAUUGCCAUCUUCUCAGCCAUCAAUCGCUUCAAGUACCACCGAAAGAAGACCUUCAAGGGCCACAUGGUGGCUGGAUAUGCAUGCUCCAUUGAUUUCUCUCCUGAAAUGAGUUUCUUAAUCUCUGGUGAUGCAGAUGGAAAGGUCUUUGUCUGGGACUGGAAGACAACCAAAUUAUUGACAAAAUGGAAGGCACAUGACAAUGUGUGCAUUUCAGUUCUCUGGCAUCCUCAUGAAACUUCCAAAGUAGUCUCAGCCGGCUGGGAUGGACUCAUCAAAUACUGGGACUGAUCAAAUGGUAUGGAAAAAUUUAAACAAAAUCUGUGCAUGAUGAAACUUUACUAAGGUUAACACUUCACUAAGCAAGCUAUUGUUUUGUUUUUGCCAAAUUGAACUUGAAGGGGUAGGAAUCAGAAGUUGGAUGCAAUGUGGGAUUGUUCAAAGCGAUUCAGUUGUAGGGGAAUGAGGUCAUAAGCAACCUCUUGUCCCAUUGCCCAAGAUGCCAGCACCUUGCCAAUAUAUGGAGAUAGCUUGAACCCCAUGCCUAGAAGGGGAUAAUAAUAGUGAGAAAUGAGAAAGUAACUUGCUUAGUAUAUUGCUUAGAAUUAAAUCAUCUUGACCAAUAUUUCUUGUAAUGAAAUUUUACCUGAGAAUCCAGUGGCAAAGGAAAUGUUUGGCCAUUGUGGAUGUCGAUCCAGAAUGGACAUCUUGUCUGGAGUCAUCUGCUUGUCAGAUUUGAGUUGCAUGGCAGUAAGUUUUGAAUUAUCCAAAACAAGGAUGAAAUGAAUGAGAAAAUGUUCAGGUACAGACGGUGUACAUGCAGGUCUCGACGAUAGCUGGUCGAGGAUCCAAACCAGGAAGAUGAGCUGCAACAAAUCUAGAUGUCCUCUCAACCUCGGCAGAUACAUCUCCCAUGUCCCUCAAGUCUGGGUCCACUGCCACUCCAUGAUCUGGUGCCACCUUCCCAUCAACAGUUAUGACCAGCUUGUGCACUCAGUGCUAAUGCAUUACCUUAUUGCAUCCCAUGGAUUUUUUCUUUGGAUUAUGGGCAUCAUUAAAUUUAUUUUCCA